AUGAAGUGUGAACUCGGCCUAUCAUUUUUAUUUGCUCCCUUCAUUCUCGCCGCGCCCAGCCCAGACCAGAGUCGGCGAGCCUUUACACUCGAAACGUUAACUGGCCCCAAUGGACCGCAAAUGUACUUCAAAUUCACAGCAAUUGGAGGGAGUAUUUUCGCCAACAAACCAAAUAAUGACGCAAGAUGCGAGAAAGGUGCUAAGCAAGACUAUGCAACAUUCACGUUGAAGGGUGAUGAGCUGUUUCUCUACUCCAAGGGCAGGAGGCGCCAGCAAGUCUAUGGCACCAACGGCGAAUGUGCUCUGGGAUACAUAUCAGAGGGCGAGGAAGCCCCGGAGGGAAGCACGCUCAAGGGCUGGGCGGUUGACAGGACUACCAAUGAGGUAAGGCUGAAUGGGAAGCGUUUCAGGGGUUGGACGAAUGUCACAACGGGAACACCGGACGACAUGUACCAGAUGUACAUUAGCGAGAUCGAUGAUUUGCCCGAGGGCUACACGGCUUGGGGCGGGAUUGUAUACAGCGAGGAGAACCCGGUCAGCUGCGUGUACUCGUGA
Messenger RNA from Clonostachys rhizophaga, 555 nucleotides. NCBI's taxonomy places the organism in Eukaryota, Fungi, Ascomycota, Sordariomycetes, Hypocreales, Bionectriaceae. The record is from the annotation of a GenBank genome assembly.